AUGCCUGAACCAGAUCCAAAGGCUGGUCGCACAUGCAUAUGGGCCAUCAGUUGCAUUUUAUUCAUCUGUAUAGCUGCCGGAGGUGGCUGCCUUUUGGCUUACAUGACCGUUCCUGAAUCUCAAUCCUCGAAUUUACUUCCUUUUCUUGGUUUCACCCUUGUUUGCAUGCCUUGGAUAUUUUGGAUCUUAACAUUAGUAUAUCGGAUAAUGUCAAGGGCCUUUGGAUUCAGGAUGGUAAUUGGUAGCUUGUACGGGAACGGUGGUGUUGCCACCGAGGGUACUGGCGAUGGUGGUGGUGCAGCUGCCGGUGUUAAUGAUAUUGAUGGUGCACAAGUUCUUGAUGUGAAUGCGAAAUCUCCACCAAGUUCUCCUGAGAAUAAUGGAAGGCACGCUCAAUUUGGUGAAGCUAAAAAUAGUGAUAUUGACCAAGAAAGAAAUAUCAAGAGAGCCGGUAGCUCUUCCUCAAGCAGUUCAAAUGAUAUAUCCGUUGCUUCACAUGAGUGUGAAAUGCCAUUGGCCUCAUCAAUGGUAUCAUGA
Messenger RNA from Durio zibethinus, 537 nucleotides. RefSeq lists its product as uncharacterized. Lineage: Eukaryota; Viridiplantae; Streptophyta; Magnoliopsida; Malvales; Malvaceae. The record is from RefSeq and is a predicted model, not a curated record.